AACACAGGCGGGUUGUAAUUUCUGUGAAAAAAGAUAAUCCAGCAUUUUGUCAAUAAGUAACUUGAUUUCAGCUGCUGCGUAGUAAUAUUUAACAUAUAAGCGGAUGUUUUACGAAAGGGCACUUGAGCAGAAUGAAUAGCAAGUUAUCUAUUUCGUUUCGUCCCUUAACUACGGAUGAUAUUGAUAUUGUUGCUGACUUUUUAGCAUUGCAUUAUGUCCCGAAUGAACCAAUGUCGCAGUGUCUUGCUUUCACCGAAGAAGAAACAUAUGCUUACGCUAAAGGAGAAGCAGAGGAAACCCUUCCCCACUGUCUGAGUACAGCAGCUGUCAUCAGUGGGACAAAUGAAAUAUGUGGUCUUUCAAUGUGCAAACGUUUUUCUGACUGUUCAUAUACAGAAGAUGCCGUGGCCAAUUCAAAGCAUAAAGCCGCCUUCCUUUUUCGAUUUGCUGAAUGGACGGAAUCCACUCUCACAAAAGAAUUCGGAACAUCUAACAUUUUCCUGGAUGAUCUGACAGUUGUUUCGCCAAAAUAUUCAAACCGUGGAUUAGCGACUGAGUUCAUACGACGCACAACUGAAAAAGCGGAGGGUCUCGGGUUCGAUGUCAUUAUUGCAUUUGCGCUAACAGAGAAAAUUAUAAAAGUAACUCGUCGGUGGGGUUGGAAGCUUUUAAAGAAGAUAGACCUACGCUCAUAUUGUGACAGUCUCACCAAUGAAGCCGUUUUUGCGCAGGCAAAAGUCAUAGACGGCUGUGUUCCUGUAGUAUACAAGGAUUUUCGAUCAGCAGUGAAUCGUGCAAGCCACAAACUUUAAUUAUGUGUAAAAUAUUUUGCGAAAUAUUAAUCCAAGUAUAACGUCAAGUCCAGAGUUAUUUAAAUUGUGUUUUAGUUUAAUUCACUCCCAGGGUCUAUACUGCGCAGAAGCGAGCAAUAAGCGAACGUGUAUUAUUGGGGUAAAAAGUCCCAUUAAGGCAAUAAAAGUGUAAAUUUGCAGCAAUCCAAUUACAUUGUGCUGGUGUUCUACAUUCAGUAACUUUUUUUGUUAUUUUAAAUUGUUUUGCAGGUUGCGCUAGCGAUAUAUGUAUAAAUGAAUGAAAGAAUGCAUUUUAUUUAUCUUUGCGUGGCGGAGCAACAAUAGUUGUUAUAACACCUAGGGUGGAGCCACUGCUUCACGCACCUCAUUCCCGCAUACGAGUUACCACAAAAAAAAAACUUUUUGGUGAUUAUUUUUGUAUUACAUCAUUUUUGUAACGAAUUUAUAGGUGACAGUUUAGACAAAUCCAAUGGGGUUUUAGACAACUUCAGUAAACACUGGGUUGGCGCAAUUGUCGUUUAGUGUCUUGUCCAAAGACGCGCCCACAAUGGUAGCAGCAUCGAGCUUCGAAUACAAUAACUCUGGGUUAGAGGCAAUUCAAAUUAACGCCACCAAUUUCAUUCCCUAAAACAGCCUGUCGGCAAUGGUAAAAUAGAAGCUUAUGCCGGUGGAGGAUGUCAAUAAGCAAGAAACUAAUUUGUGCACAGAAAUAUUGGAAGUACAACAAACAAUAACAGAAUGUAACACGCUCGUAUAUAGACU
Molecule: messenger RNA, 1574 nt
Organism: Ciona intestinalis (vase tunicate)
Lineage: Eukaryota; Metazoa; Chordata; Ascidiacea; Phlebobranchia; Cionidae
Molecular function (GO): N-acetyltransferase activity
Source: RefSeq, a predicted model, not a curated record